AAGGGCUGUACACACGUGUGGCUGAAGCUUUGGCCAUGGAGAAACCCGAGGAAUCCCGCCCCGUGGGGAAACCGUGGAAGUGUGGCGACUGCGGGAAAGGCUUCCGUGUCCCGUCUGCCCUGGAGAUUCAUCGGUGCAGUCACACUGGGGAGAGGCCUUUCAGCUGCCCAGUGUGCAGCAACACCUUCAUUAACUUCUACUCCCCGCAGAGGCACCAGCGGGUUCACACAGAUUUUAGAAGCUCACCCGCACAUGAAACAGUCAAUCACAUGCUCUGAGCACAGGAAGGGAUUCAUUGAUUCUUCCAGCAUGCGGACAUACGAGUGGGUCCACACCUGAGACAACCUACUCACCUGUUUUCAGUGCGGGAAUGGCUUCACCCCCUCUUCCCACCAGUGAAGACACCAGGGAGUUCAUGUGCCAUCACAGGGGGAAUUGAAGGAACAACGGCCGAGUGCCAUUAUCAACUGGACUAUCAACCCAGAACAGGGGACUCUGGGUUUGAAUCCUGCCGUGGCAGAUAUCCCGCCGUGGAAUUUGGUCAGAAAUCUGGACUUCAGAAUCUAACGAUGAAACCAUUUUCU
Molecule: messenger RNA, 584 nt
Organism: Hemiscyllium ocellatum (epaulette shark)
Lineage: Eukaryota; Metazoa; Chordata; Chondrichthyes; Orectolobiformes; Hemiscylliidae
Product: zinc finger protein 239-like
Exons: 2
Coding region: 36-278 (80 amino acids)
Biological process (GO): regulation of transcription by RNA polymerase II
Molecular function (GO): DNA-binding transcription factor activity; RNA polymerase II cis-regulatory region sequence-specific DNA binding
Source: RefSeq, a predicted model, not a curated record